AUGCCAGUCUCCAUUGUAUUUGUUCGUAGUGUCGUUCUGCCUGAACUACUAGCCACGGCGCGGCUGCUGGCUGGACUCGAGAGUGAUCCCCAAGGCACAACGGGAUGGAUGCGCGAACGCUCAUCUGCCGUUUUCACCGAAAUGGUGGAGCAGUUCAUGUCGGGCAAAAGCAACUUAGCCGACCUGGAAGAAUUAUUCAACAACCAGUCCUACUCAGAUUACUAUGUUGUCUUCCUGAGACUCCUCGUAUCGGCCUACAUCCAGCGGAAUGCCGACUUUUACGCCAACUUUAUUGCUGAGGACAAGACGGUUAGGCAGUUCUGUGAGACGGUGAGUUACAGCUUCAUCGAGGAUUUCUUUCUCGCUCUUACUGCCUUUCGAACUAGUCACUGA
Molecule: messenger RNA, 393 nt
Organism: Dibothriocephalus latus
Lineage: Eukaryota; Metazoa; Platyhelminthes; Cestoda; Diphyllobothriidea; Diphyllobothriidae
Source: the annotation of a GenBank genome assembly